UAUUUCUUGCGACAUUUACAGCCUUAGAAUCGAUUAAUAAUAAAUCAAAGCUUAGGCGUCAGUAAUUUGCAAGCAAUAAUUAGAAAAGUGAUGAGUUGGGACAAAAGUUGAUUGGACUUAUGUAAAUCAGACCAAUCACGUGAGCUAUCUGAUGAUUAUUAGAUGGCUCAAUGUCAUCCUCAGUGUUCGAAUGUUGUAACUUUUUACCGUAUUCUCUCUUUUUGAAACGUUUUCGAACAAUUUUCAUAAGGAAUGUGAGAUAUAUUUUCGUAUUUCAUUUUUAUAGUUCAAAAUAAGUUUCUUCUUUAAAUUCAUCUUUUUUUAGAUGUCUUCAAAAGAAUGUGCAUCAGUUAUUGCAAGUUUGGAGGACGUUAACAAGAAUUUAACACAAAUUCUAAACUACUUUCAAAAAAAUGAUAUUGACAUCUCCCACUUGGAAACAAGAAAUUCUAAGAAUAAAAGUUUUAAAAAGGACAUUCUAUUGAGUAUAGAAACUCCUAAGAAACUUGAUUCUAUUGUAAAAGAUAUCCAAAAAGUUUGUCCAAACGUUGAAAUUCAAGAUGUAUCGAAUGUUAUCAAUGGUAAUGAAACAGUUUGGUUUCCUAGAAAAAUUUCGGACUUGGAUAAUAUUACUAGAAAAGUAUUGAUGUAUGGUUCUGAAUUGGAUGCUGAUCAUCCAGGUUUCAAAGAUGAAGCUUACAGAAAACGAAGGCUAAUGUUUGCAGACAUCGCCUUUAAUUACAAACACGGAAUUCCUAUUCCAAGAGUUGAAUAUACCGAAACUGAAACAAAGACUUGGAAGACUAUUUACAAGGAAUUACACAAGAUCUAUCCAACUCACGCCUGUAAAGAAUAUUUAGAAAAUUGGCCUUUAUUGGAGAAGGAAUGUGGCUAUAGUGAAAAUAACAUUCCACAAUUGGAGGACGUAUCAAAUUUUUUGAAAACAAGAACAGGAUUUUCCGUUAGACCUGUUGCUGGAUAUUUAACCCCACGCGACUUCCUAUCAGGCUUGGCAUUUAGAGUGUUUCAUUGUACUCAAUACAUCCGGCAUUCAACUGAUCCUUUCUAUACACCUGAACCUGAUUGUUGCCAUGAAUUAUUAGGACAUGUUCCCUUAUUCGCUAAUAAAGAAUUUGCGCAGUUCUCCCAAGAAAUCGGACUAGCUUCAAUUGGAGCUUCUGAUGAAGAAGUGCAAAAGUUAGCUACUUGCUAUUUUUUCACCGUCGAGUUUGGAUUGUGUAAACAAAAUGGAAAAUUGAGAGUAUACGGAGCUGGUUUACUAUCGUCAAUCGGUGAAUUAAAACAUGCACUUACUGAUAAGGCCGUCAUAAAAGAAUUCGAGCCAGAAAUUACGGCUAAACAAGAACCUUUGGUUACAACUUUUCAAGAUUGCUAUUUCUAUAGCAACAGUUUCGAAGACGCCAAAGAGAAACUGAGGAAAUUUGCUAAAACGAUAAAGAGGCCAUUUGAAGUAAGAUACGAUCCAGUUACGCAAAGUUUAGAAAUUCUCGACGAUCCAACAAAAGUUUCGAUGGUUUUGGAAAGUGUUCAAAUUGAGAUAAACACUCUUAUGCAAGCACUUCUGAAGAUGCAGUAAAAUGACAAUAGUUAGUCAGAACCCUAGAUAAUUUAUUUAGUGUAAUUAGCUAAACAGAAUAUUAUAUAUAUAUAUACUGUAAAUGUAUUAUUCCAACUUUCUUUUGUCUUAGAUUUAAAAUAUUGCAUUUAACAAGUAAAGACUUUUAUCUAUGUAACUUUUAUUUA
Dimorphilus gyrociliatus is the source of this 1764-nucleotide messenger RNA. The record is from the annotation of a GenBank genome assembly. Lineage: Eukaryota; Metazoa; Annelida; Polychaeta; Dinophilidae.